This is a messenger RNA of Melanotaenia boesemani (Boeseman's rainbowfish), 1113 nucleotides long. RefSeq names its product olfactory receptor 6N2-like. Gene Ontology annotation, biological process: G protein-coupled receptor signaling pathway. The coding region runs from base 208 to 1113 and encodes 301 amino acids. The record is from RefSeq and is a predicted model, not a curated record. The transcript has a single exon. Gene Ontology annotation, molecular function: G protein-coupled receptor activity; olfactory receptor activity. Lineage: Eukaryota; Metazoa; Chordata; Actinopteri; Atheriniformes; Melanotaeniidae. Gene Ontology annotation, cellular component: membrane.
UUCAUGGGAGAGGCACUGAGAUCCAUAGAGGGUAAAGAGAUCUCUUUAAAUAGCUGGUCUGGCUUGAAAAGUUUCCAAUGUGAAGAUCAAGACAAAGUACAGAUGUUUGCAAAUGAUUCAGAGAGAGCAUCAUAAGAGCACUUUUUCUUUUCUCAUGUAUUCUGUCUGAUCAUGUUGUAUUUUUUGUGAACUGUCUUGCAUACUAAAAUGAAUGUAUCAUAUAUAAAUCUUAGUGGUCAUGUGGAAGUGGAAAAAUACAGAUAUCUUUAUUUUGUUAUUACUUUCACAGUUUAUUCUUUGAUAAUCUGCAGCAAUUGUACUAUUGUAGGUUUGAUUGUGAUUCACAGAAGCCUCCACGAGCCUAUGUACAUUUUUAUUGCAGCUUUGUUAAUCAACUCUCUUCUUUUCAGCACUAAUAUUUUCCCAAAGCUUAUGAUUGACUUUUUAUCUGAUGAACAGAUCAUAUCCUAUCAAGCUUGUCUUUUCCAGUGUUUUACAUUUUACUCUUUAAGCGCUUCAGAGUUUUUACUGCUGGCAGCUAUGUCAUAUGACAGAUAUGUGUCUAUAUGUAAACCUCUGCAAUAUCCGACUAUCAUGACAGGUAAAAAAGUAAGCAUGUUCCUGGCUUUGGCCUGGCUUUUGCCUGCUUGUCAAAUUGCUGGGCCUGUUGUGAGAAAUGCUAAUUCAAAACUCUGCAGUUUUACUUUAAAAGGCAUUUUUUGCAACAAUACAAUCAACAACCUUUGCUGUGAGAUUUCAAAGCCUUUGAUGAUAUAUGGUUUAGUUGUUAUGUUCAAUGUUGCUCUCUGUCCUAUGCUUUUCAUCUUAUUCACAUAUGUAAAGAUACUUAUAAUAACAUGUCAAAGCGGUGGAGAAGUCAGGAGAAAGGCAGCACAGACCUGUUUGCCUCACCUGCUGGUUUUAAUCAACUAUUCUUGUUUAGUUACUUAUGAUAUGGUCAUUGUCAGACUGGAAUCUGAUCUUCCAAAGACAGCAUGUUUCGUAUUGACAUUGCAAAUAAUAACAUAUAAUCCUCUUUUCAAUCCAAUCAUAUAUGGACUUAAAAUGAAAGAAAUUAAUAAACACCUCAAAAACAUUUUUCUAUCAAAGUAA